AUGGAUUUUAUAGGAAUUUCAGUGGGCGAGAGCAGCCAUGCAGACGACAACUCGUCGCAGCUAAGGGCGUACCACAAUAUGGCCAGCGAAGCGCAGUCUCCUUCAGUGGCGGCGGCAGCAGAGACUGCCAGCGACCUCAACCACUUGCUGCGGCCUCUGCACUGGACGGCCGUCAUGCCACACCCACGCGGCAGCGCCACAUCACUUAUCUGCUACCGACUCUACACCUUCGGCUUGAUAGCCUUGAACUUGUCGUUCUUCGCCUCCACGGUCAUCGUGUUGUACAGCGAGGGCACAGCAGACCUGGACGUUUUCACGCUGACGCUCAGCGUCGCAGACACAAACGGCACGUGGCUCUUCCGCAUGGCGCACACCUUUGUGUGCGAGCGUGCCUUCCAUAAGCUCUCACAUCAGGUGGGUGAUGACUUCGCUGAAUUCCUGACUUGGGACGACAUUCCGAUGCUACGCGCGCAGUGUCGCAUUAUGCGUCGAUUCACGCUGACCUACAUCUGGUUCGGCAUUAUUGCCUGUGCCUAUUACCUGGUCUCGCCCGUCAGCGCUGAGGGCCUGCCCUUCAUACUCGCUCUGCCCAUUGAUGCGAUGCAGCCGGUAGGCUUUGCCGUAACGUGGCUCUACUGCACCGUUGUGACCCUCCACGCUGUUGUCAUGACCAUGGUGCUCGACUCCUUCAAUGUCAGCCUCAUCUCGCAGCUACGUGUACAGCUCACACUGCUCAACAAGAAAAUUGUCAGUCUCGCCAGAGAGAUGUCCGAGAGAACAGAUAACUCUUCAGAAACGACUGACCAUGCUGAACUUCGUUAUCGACUGGAGAAGUGUAUCCUCCACCAUCAAGCAAUUAUCAAGAACGCAGACUUGUUGGAGAGCAGCCUGGCAGGGAUGCUACUGGCGCAGAGCAUGUCUAUCGGCGCCUCCACUUGCUUCCAGAUGUUCCAACUUGCCACGAGAACAAACGGUAUGCAACAGACUGGGAAAUCCGGCAGCUACCUGAUUGCUAUGCUUGCGGAGCUCUUUGUGUACUGCUACUUUGGAGACGAUCUCAUUAAUGAAAGCGAGAACGUGGCGCUGGCAGCGUACGACGCUGUGACGUCACUGCAGGAGUGCCCCCUGUCCAUCAAGCGGUCGCUGCUGCUUCUGAUGCACCGCGCGCAGCGACCGCUACGCAUCACGGCCGGUGGGUUUUUCCCACUCUCCAGGGAGUCCUUUGUCUCGGUCGUCAAUGUGUCUUACUCAUUCUUCGCCAUUCUACGCAAUUUCAAGAAUGAAGGGGAGUAGCGCACUUCAGUUUGUAACACUGUUCUCACGUUUUGUUCCGUUACAAAGGAAGGUUUCAUCAGGAAUGAGCAAUAUCAUUUUAUUUACUUUUGUGAACAAGGGAUCAUUUUUUAUCCGGAAAGCCUCUGUUACGUAGUAUAAUAAAACAAAUUAGUGUAAUAGCAAAAGGAAAAG
Messenger RNA from Schistocerca cancellata (South American locust), 1467 nucleotides. Its product is annotated as odorant receptor Or2-like. Gene Ontology annotation, biological process: detection of chemical stimulus involved in sensory perception of smell; sensory perception of smell. Bases 1 to 1293 code for a protein of 430 amino acids. The record is from RefSeq and is a predicted model, not a curated record. Gene Ontology annotation, cellular component: plasma membrane. The transcript is spliced from 7 exons. Lineage: Eukaryota; Metazoa; Arthropoda; Insecta; Orthoptera; Acrididae. Gene Ontology annotation, molecular function: odorant binding; olfactory receptor activity.